Molecule: messenger RNA, 1055 nt
Organism: Melanaphis sacchari
Lineage: Eukaryota; Metazoa; Arthropoda; Insecta; Hemiptera; Aphididae
Product: peroxisome biogenesis factor 10-like
Exons: 4
Coding region: 114-974 (286 amino acids)
Biological process (GO): protein import into peroxisome matrix
Cellular component (GO): peroxisomal membrane
Molecular function (GO): zinc ion binding
Source: RefSeq, a predicted model, not a curated record
UAAAUUGUUAUAUAAAAGUUUCAAUUUUGAUUUUCGAUUAAAAUAAUUCACAGAAAAUUACAAAUUGAAAAUGUCUUUUUUAAUGAGAUGAAUGAUAUAACCAGAAAAUUAUCAUGUCAGCAUUUAAUUUUAGCGGUCCUGCGGAGAUAUUGAGAGCAGAACAAAAAGACGAGGAACUUUAUGAACGAAUUAAUCGACAGCUAAGUGAAUUUCUUCUAAAAUUCAAAGGACAUGUGUUUAUAAACAAAAAUAAACAGAACAUAUUUUGUACAUCACAAUUACUGUACUAUGCACUCACGACGCUGUCUAAGCUCCAAACACUGGGCGAAGAAUAUACAAAAAUUGUCCAAGUUGGAAAAACUGGAAAACACAUUCCAGGACUUAUACAAAGCACUGGUAUGAUAUUAGCCCACGUAUUUGGAGACAGACUUAUAAUCCUAGCUUUGGAUCGUUUAAUUGAUAACGUUCAACAUAACAAAUCAAUAACAAGUCUGGCCAAAGAUCAAAUCAUACGAUUCGCAACAUCUGUCAAAUCUCUAGUUCCACUGUUACAAAGCCUCAACAGAGUAUUAUUUUACUGGAACGGUUCCUUUUAUACUUGGGCCAAACGAUUUUUUCACAUAAAAUAUAUCUAUGCUGCCCCAUGGUACCGCCCUAAGCGGCCUUUACAUGUGUUUAAAAUUCUUAGUGUUUUGACUGCCAUCCAUUUGAGUGUGCUCAUGAUCAUGACUGUGUUUAAAACCCCAAAAGUACAAAAAAACGCGGAAGAACAUCUCAAUCAGCUAACUCCAUUGAAUAGUAGCAGUAAAUGUUCUCUUUGUUUAGAACCAAGACAAAAUACCUCACUUUCGUUUUGUGGACAUCUAUUUUGUUGGUCUUGUAUUCAUGAAUGGUUACAAACUAAUGACUUUUGUCCAAUAUGCCGCAAAAGACUAAAUCCUCGAAUGGUGGUACCUUUACAAAAUUUUAUUUAGGUAAGCCGUGAACAAAUUUAGAGUGCAAUUGUACAUUUAAUUAGGAAAAAGGGAAAAAUUAUUGUGAUAAAAUUUUAGUUA